Seriola dumerili (greater amberjack) is the source of this 3098-nucleotide messenger RNA. RefSeq names its product PBX/knotted 1 homeobox 1 (gene pknox1.1). Gene Ontology annotation, biological process: regulation of transcription by RNA polymerase II; angiogenesis. The transcript is spliced from 11 exons. Bases 125 to 1483 code for a protein of 452 amino acids. The record is from RefSeq and is a predicted model, not a curated record. NCBI's taxonomy places the organism in Eukaryota, Metazoa, Chordata, Actinopteri, Carangiformes, Carangidae. Gene Ontology annotation, molecular function: RNA polymerase II cis-regulatory region sequence-specific DNA binding; DNA-binding transcription factor activity, RNA polymerase II-specific.
GCCACAACUGCGGGUCCCGAUUGCUGCAGCCGCUUGUCAGUGUGACGAAGAUUGGCACUCAGGUUGGCCACCUGUCCCCGCUUUCUAUAAUGCUCCAGUGUUUGCAGCAUCUGCAGUGAACGUGAUGGCAGCCCAGUCGGUUUCCAUAGACAAGUAUCCAAAGGGAGAGCAGCAGAUGCAAGGUGUGGUAAAGGUAGACAGCGACGCGGAGCAGAAGUUUACUGAGGGGACGUUGGCAGAGCCGCCCAGCCCGGCACCAACCGAGCCGCAGACACCCAUGGACGCGGACAAAGCCUCCAUAUAUCGGCAUCCCCUAUUCCCUCUGUUGGCCCUGCUGUUUGAGAAGUGUGAACAGUCCACACUGAGCUCUGAAUGCAUCACCUCAGCCAGCUUUGAUGUGGACAUUGAGAACUUCGUUCGCAAUCAGGAGAAAGAGGGGAAACCCUUCUUCAGUGAGGACCUGGAGCUUGACAACUUGAUGGUCAAAGCCAUCCAGGUACUUCGGAUCCAUCUGCUUGAGUUGGAGAAGGUGAGUGACCUGUGCAAGGACUUCUGUAGCCGCUACAUCGCCUGCCUCAAGACUAAGAUGAACAGUGAGACCCUGCUGAGUGGGGAGCCAGGCAGCCCAUAUUCCCCAGGACAAGGCCAGGCCCAGAGCUUCUCCCCCACCAAGACCCAGAACCCCAGUUCUAUCUCAGGGACCAUCAGUCCCCAAGGUCAGAUUGUGGUGCCAGCGUCAGCCCUGCAGCAAGGGAAUGUUACCGUGACAGCCGUCAACCCCACCCAGGUGGUCGCAGGUAUGUCAUCGUGGCAUACAACCCCUCCCACAGGUGGCACAGUGUACCAGCCUGUUACAGUCGUCACUCCUCAGGGCCAGGUGGUAACACAGGCUCUGUCUCCUGGGACAAUACGCGUCCAAAACAAUCAGCUCCAGCUGCAGUUUCACCAGGACUUGAAUCUCUUCAAUCAUGACGACAACUCAACCAAGAACAAGCGCGGUGUUCUACCCAAACACGCCACCAACGUCAUGCGCUCAUGGCUCUUCCAGCACAUUGGGCACCCGUAUCCAACAGAGGAUGAGAAGAAACAGAUAGCUACUCAGACAAACCUGACACUUCUGCAGGUCAACAACUGGUUUAUUAAUGCAAGGAGGCGGAUCCUGCAGCCCAUGUUGGAUGCCAGCUCCUCUGAGACACCCAAAGCCAAGAAGAAGACGCCUCAAAACCGGCCACUGCAGCGCUUCUGGCCCGACUCCAUCGCCGCUGGAGGAGGAACCCAGCAGCAUGUUACCAUGCCAGAUGGUACUAUGGUGACAAUGAAUGUGGAGGGUCUGCAGAGCCUGACCUCAGACGGUGCCACACUGGCGGUGCAGCAGGUGAUGCUGGGAGGCCACAGCGAAGAUGAGUCGGGGGACAGCGGGGAUGAGGAUGACGACACAGACAUGGCCGGGCUGGGCCUGGACAACAGCGACUCACUGCAGUAGAGGACACACUCCCUCACACACUGAUCUCCACGUACACACAGGACAUGCAUAAAUAGGUCUACACAACACGUUUGCAUUUCAAACACAAUGAGUCAUAGUACAGACACGCAUUAGGUUUACAUAGAGCACAAAGCAACAGGACAUGUCCUGCACUCUUCCAACCCUCCACCUGCUGAACGGCAGUUUGUACUGCGAGUGUGUACAUCAGGAGUUUCAUUUACGAAACCGUUUUUUAAUUAUUUAGUUGAUGUAGGCGAGUGCACUUUUUGUAUAUUUAAGCUCAAAAAGAUUAAAUCAAACAAACAGAAGAAAAAUAGAAGUGUUAAAAACACCCAAAGCAAGUUUGUAUGCUCCGUUAAUAAAUGUUGACUGAUUUCCCAUUUUCUUUCUCGGCCCCUGGGCCCCUGCUCCCCGUCCCCGUCAAUUCUCAUUUUGGAUGCCAACACUUUAAAGUUGUAUGUGUAAGGGUUUGUCUUCACUUUUUGCAUGCUUGUGUUUUGAGUAGAUGUGCGCACUCUUAUGACUGACUCCAUGGCUCUCACCCGGGCCCUUGAGGGCCGAGCAGGGCCCUGGUGAAGAGAUGAGAGGAAAAAAAGGAGAGAUGCUUAUUUUUAUAUACAAAAUAUGAAAUGAGUGUUUUUUUGUUUUGUUUGUGUUCUCCUGUUUUGUAAGGAAUAUUUAUGUACAGAUUGAUAAUUAAAGCUAGCAACCCUGUUUUCCAGGGUUCUUUGAAGUUUUCUAAAAAAUAGAAAAAGGAAUUGAAUGCUGAUGAAAAUUGCUAUUUAAAUUGGUUUUAAACUUACAAUACUAACAAGGCCUUACUGUGUUCUUUUCUAAAGAAUUCUUGCCAAGAAGCACAAAAGAGUGUGACCCUUGUAGAAAUUGGUCAAAUAGACACUAAACUGCAGAACCUGGUGGUUCUGUGAAGCAUCAUGUCUGACACAAAGACUCAACUGCAGUGUCAGUUUUAAAUUCAGCUCCAGUUUUAGCCACAUUGUGUAUACCAUACGUCUUUUAAUUGUUCUACAGUGAUAGUGUAGGCAUCACUUUCUCAAAUGCACAAUCCAGAACACUAUGCUAAUCACACAAUCACAAGGGUCUGAGAUGGAGCCCCCUGGGAGGGCAGUAUCCACACCGAGACGAGCUCCGUCACCAACAGGAAGCAGUGGACUUCUGCACGCACUAAACUUUUAUUUAUGUCAACAAACAUGCUACUGCAUCUAGACCAGAGCGGAGGGAUGGGUGGACCCCCUGCUCCCUGCAGCCUCCAUCGGUCCCCCUUCCACUACACACACGUAGUGAAUGAUUUUACAUCUCUUUAUCAAUUUGUUGAUAUUACUGCACAAAUUGGGGUGCCUCUUAUUUGAAUAUCUGUAAUAUUGUACUGUACAACAGUUGUCUGUCAAUAGUUGCAGUAAUCUGGUUUUUAUCCCUCUUGUAAAGUUGAGACUUGAAAUGGUUAAUUUCCCGCGGCCUGAGGAUCUGAGGAGGGUGAGACUGGGUGGGCCCUCACUGAGCUCUCGUUCCUCACUUGCGGCUGUUUUGCUUUUUAUGAUGCGCUGUUCACUUUUCUCUUGUCUGUUUUGCCUUAGAGCUUUCUAUUUUGGAAUAAAUG